Messenger RNA from Rhopilema esculentum, 1132 nucleotides. RefSeq names its product putative transmembrane protein 183BP. NCBI's taxonomy places the organism in Eukaryota, Metazoa, Cnidaria, Scyphozoa, Rhizostomeae, Rhizostomatidae. Gene Ontology annotation, cellular component: SCF ubiquitin ligase complex. Gene Ontology annotation, biological process: regulation of protein stability. The record is from RefSeq and is a predicted model, not a curated record.
UUUAUGUCUUUAUGAAUGACGACAUCAGAAACUUUCGGGUUUCGCGCUAAGGCGAGCACAGGGGAAAGAAGCAAUGAAAUCAGGUUGAGGGUUUGGUUACUCAUGACGAAGAAGUCGAAGAAAAAGGCGAUCAAAACAGGGUCCAGACACAUUGACAAACCUGGUUUGAUUCUUUCAGUGAAUCUGCAACUAAAUCUAAGCGACAAAGAUAAUUCAAAAGGCGAUUUAGAUAGAAGAAAAAGUUUCUAUCAACAGAAGAAAAAAGUGAAGAAGAACAAACACCAGGUUCCACAAGAGGAAGAAACAGAACGGCUUUCCUAUCCUUUUGAUUUGUGGUUUCAUGUUGGCAGAUUUAUUGCCCCAGAUCAAGUGAAAACAUUUGCCUUGAUUUGCUGUGCCUGCUGGAAAGUUACUCACACCUCCUAUUUUUGGCUCUCUCUUUAUAAGAGGUUUGUUAGAGAUACUGGUGUUCUGCCAUUCCGAUUACAGUCAGAUAACAUUGAUUCUGGGCCAGGCCUUCAGUCAAAAGUGGUGAGGUCAUUAUAUUUUGUGUAUCCACUGUUAAGAGAGGUUUAUAGAAGUGAUUGUACAGAAGUAACUAACCGAAAGUGCGUGCUAUUUUGGUGGAAGAAAGAGUUUUCAUCAAAGAAAGGCACUUAUAUUUGGAAUUAUUUCUUCAAGCUAGCCAAAGGGAACAGCAAAAGAAGCUUAAAAGAAAAUCAAUUGUGGUGCAACCCCGAGAAGCAAAAUAUUGUUGUAAAGAUAAGGAGUCCGAAUUUCAUUCAUUUUCAGAAAUCGGCCAUUGGAAUGAUUCUGACAUCAUUUAAUUCCUGUAUGAGUACUGAUAUGAGAUAUCAUCAAAUAAAGACAAUUUUUCAUUAUGAAGGGACAGCAAGGAGUUACAACAAGAAUGAUGGAAUGCAUAUGUGCUUCAAUCCUGUAAUAGACGUCAAUAUCUUACCAUGGUGGAACCCAAGUUAUCCGUAUCAUGAAGAAUAGGAUUUGAAAUUAAUUUUUAGAAUCAAUUUUCAGAACUAGAACUAUGUUUUCUAAUGUUACAUAAUGGGAAUGGUCUUCACUAUGCAAGCUUCUCGUUUCAAUAUGUGCCAACACAUGAAAGAUUUGAGAAGAA